Messenger RNA from Phodopus roborovskii (desert hamster), 2343 nucleotides. Its product is annotated as disintegrin and metalloproteinase domain-containing protein 24. Gene Ontology annotation, cellular component: plasma membrane; external side of plasma membrane; sperm head plasma membrane. Gene Ontology annotation, biological process: proteolysis; male gonad development. Lineage: Eukaryota; Metazoa; Chordata; Mammalia; Rodentia; Cricetidae. The coding region runs from base 1 to 2343 and encodes 780 amino acids. The record is from RefSeq and is a predicted model, not a curated record. The transcript is spliced from 3 exons. Gene Ontology annotation, molecular function: metalloendopeptidase activity.
AUGGUAGCAGGAGCCACCCACACCAACACAAAAUCCCACACCUGCAUCAGGGCCAUGAACCAAGUCAUGGCUCUUGGCAGCAGCCAAGGCCCAGACAUUGCCAUGGCCCUGUUCCUCACCACUUUUGCCUCUUCAUAUCUGCCCAUUCUCCGAAUUGACAAGGUGGCUAUGAGUGAGGCUCUAAUUCAUUUGAGGAAAUCUCUCCUGCAGGUAUGGUUGGGGGUGUUGCUCUUUCCUUCUAUAUGGCCCCUGGCCUGGUGUGCUGAAUUCAAAAGUCUUCCAGAAGUAGUGAUACCCUUGAGGGUAACUGUCUCUAGCAGAGAUAGGAGUCAUGCAGGCUGGAAGUCCUAUAGCCUGCACUUUGGAGGCCAGCGACACAUUAUAUCCAUGAAGCCCAAGAACUUUUUGGUAUCUAGACAUCUCUCUGUGUUCACCUACAGUGACAAAGGAGACCUCUUUGAAGACCGACCUUUUGUCCAGAAUGACUGUCACUACCUUGGUUUUGUGGAAGGAAACCCAGAAUCCAUGGUUGCUCUUACCACCUGUUUUGGGGGCUUUCAAGGAACAUUACAGAUAAAUGACACGGCUUAUGAAAUUAAACCAAAGAGCCCUUCUUCCACAUUUGAACAUUUGAUUUAUAAGAUAGACAGUGAAAAAACUCACUUACCUUCCAUGAGAUGUGGAUUAAAAGAUGAAGAAAUCUCAGGGCAUGUGAGACUUCAUGAGAGUGCUGACUCCACUGUAAAGGAAAUUGCCAGUGAGGCAUGGUGGACUCACAGACUGUAUAUUGAACUGUCAUUGGUUAUAGACCAUCACCAAUUCCUUCAUCGAGGAAGUAAUACUUCCCUUGUGGUGCAAGAUGUAUUCAUGAUUAUGAGUGCACUAAAUUUCUACUUAUUUCCAGCAGAUAUUAAUGUGGAUUUACUUGGACUUGUAAUAUGGAAUAAGGAAAACCCCAUACCAGUAAAAGAUGUAUAUACUCUCUUGCCAGCAUUUUGUAAGUGGAAGAGAGAAAACCUUGAUUCUUACCUACAACAUGAUAUUGCACAUCUCUUUGUAAAUUAUAAUUUUAGUAACUAUUUUGGCAUAGCCUAUGUUGGAACUAUAUGUAAUAAGACAUUUAGUUGUGGAGUUGAGAGUUUCUUGGGAGAAAAUUUCUUUACCCUUGGAAAUACUGUGGCACAUGAGAUAGGUCAUAAUUUGGGCAUGCCCCAUGAUGGGAUAUUUUGUACAUGUGGAGGGGGACCAUGUGUGAUGUCUGCUGUUACAGAUGGUUCCAGAAAAUUCAGCAACUGUAGUUAUGCUGUGUUGUGGGAAAUCAGAGCCAAAACAAGCUGCAUGCACAAUAAGCCCAGCCCUUCAGAUUUCUACCCGAUGAAGUUCUGUGGGAACAGUGUGGUUGAAGAAGGCGAGGAGUGUGACUGUGGAUCCCCUAUGGAAUGUAAAUAUAAUCCCUGCUGUCUGCCUGGCUGUACUCUCAAGUCUGAUGCUAGCUGUGAUACUGGGCUAUGUUGCAGCAACUUAUGCCAAAUCCUGCCAUCUGGCACUAUAUGUAGAACACAGGAGAGUGAAUGUGACCUUCCAGAAUGGUGCAAUGGAACUUCACACGAGUGCCCUGAAGAUGUGUUUUUACAGGAUGGGAGCUCUUGCAGUGAUGGUGGGUACUGCUAUGAAAAAAGAUGUAACAGCCAUGAUGAACAGUGCCGGAGAGUUUUUGGCAAGGAUGCCAGAAAAGCAUCUGAUAGUUGCUACCAGACACUCAAUACUUAUGGUGAUCGUUUUGGUAACUGUGGAAUCAUGGACAAUACAUAUGUGAAAUGUAAUAGCUCAGACAUCCUCUGUGGAAGAAUUCAGUGUAAAGAAGUGAAUGAACUUCCAUUUUGGAGGAGUCACUAUACUGUGCAUUGGACUCAUUUCAAUGGCACCUCCUGCUGGAGUACUGACUACCAUUUUGGGAUGACUAUCCCUGACCUUGGUGACAUAAAAGAUGGCACAAAAUGUGGUCCAGAGCAUGUAUGCAUUAACAGAAAGUGUGUCCAUAACGCAAUUUGGGCAAGUGAUUGUUCAGCAGAGACCUGCAACAAGAAUGGAGUCUGCAAUAAUAAACAUCACUGCCAUUGUGAUGAUGGCUGGAGUCCACCACACUGCCUAGUAAGUGGCACUGGUGGGAGCAUUGACAGUGGCCCAUCUUCUGGAAGCAAAAAUAAUGAGAGUGAGAGAGAGAAGGAGAAGGACAAGGACCCAGACAUAAACCAGGACCAGGACAAGGACCAGGACCAGGACCAGGACCAGGACAAGGACAAGGACCAGGACAAGGAGGAGUGGGAGGAGGAGGAAUUUUAA